AAUUGAAUUACCCAAUCAGGCUUCCUUGGCAAGUGCCUUGCAGUCUACGGAUCUUCAAUCAACAUUAGCUCUUCAACAAGCUCCUCUAUUUAAGCUCUCUUUUUCCCUUUGUUCUACUUUCUUAACGGCCUUUCUUUCAUUUUUCUUCUGCAAAAGCCUGACAUAUCAUAUCCCUCUCCCGUUCCCCUAUAACUUUCUCUUCUCGCUUCUCUUGCUUUCCAUACCAGUCGUUCCUUUGCAUUACUUGUAGCUUUUUGUUUGUGGGUUUGUUUGUUCUGUAUAAUUCUAUAAAGGGUUUUAGAAUUUAGAGGAGUUUUUUCCAUGGAAGAAGCUAUUGUUGUUAACAAAGGAGAAGACCUCAUCGAUUUACCACCUGGUUUUCGGUUUCAUCCUACAGAUGAGGAGAUCAUAACUCAUUAUCUUACAGAGAAGGUAAUGAACAUCAACUUCAGUGCAAGUGCUAUUGGUGAAGUUGAUUUGAACAAGUGUGAACCUUGGGAUUUGCCUAAGAAAGCUAAGAUGGGAGAGAAAGUAUGGUACUUCUUUUGCCAGAGAGAUAGAAAAUAUCCAACAGGGAUGAGAACAAAUCGAGCAACUGAAGCUGGAUAUUGGAAGGCAACUGGAAAAGAUAAAGAGAUUUUCAAAGGAAAAAGUUGCCUAGUUGGGAUGAAGAAGACCCUUGUUUUCUACAAAGGGAGAGCUCCAAAAGGGGAGAAAACAAAUUGGGUCAUGCAUGAAUAUAGGCUUGAAGGCAAAUUCUCUUAUUAUAAUCUUCCCAAGGGUGCAAAGGAUGAAUGGGCUGUUUGUAGGGUUUUCCAUAAGAAUACAGGGAUCAAGAAAAGUCCAAUUCCUGAUCAGCUGUUAAGAAUGAAUUCUUUUGGGGAUGAUCUUAUGGAUUAUGCUUCACUGCCUCCUCUCAUGGAUCCUACUUACUCCAACAAAGCAGGCUCCAGCUUCACGGAUGGUGAAAAUGAAUUCAAGGCCAUCAACACAGGUUCAAUGUCAAGAUCCCCAGAUGGAAACUACCUCGGCAGAUCCAAUAAUUUCCCCACAAUGAAUAAUCAGAACUUUCUUCAGGCUCCAAUUAACCAUUAUCAGACAGGAAGCUCUAUGUUCAACCCUCAAAUUCCAAUCCAAAAUCCUAUCUUCUUCCAUCAAGGCACCCCAAGCAAUUCCGGCACCGGCUUCGGAAGCAGUGAUCAGGCAAUUCUAAGAGCAUUGGCUGCCAACAGUGCUGACACAAUAUUUCCAAAAUCUGACAGGCAGUGCAAGGUGGAGCAGUUUUCAUCAAAUCAAUCCAUGGUCAGUCUCUCACAAGAUACCGGCCUUAGCACUGAAAUUAACAACAAUGAGAUUUCAUCAGUGGUUUCCAAGAGCAUUGAACUUGGAAACAGCAAAUCUUAUGAUGAUAUGGAAGAUUUGGAAUGUUUUUGGGACUACUAAAAUUGAAGGAUAUAUACUGUUGAUCAUCAGCAAGUUGGCUUCUUAAUUUCGUAGGAUAUAUGAUUUGAAACAGUCUCUUCUCCAGCUAGGUAAUUAUUAGAUUGAAAAGUUUCCAGGAUUCUGAUUAAAAAUAGGUAUACUUGUAUAGAUAGAUUCACGGUAUCCAAAUCUUCUCAUAUUAUUACAAUUCAUAGGAUAUAUGAUUUGAAUCUGGUUAUUGAAAUUAAGAUUUCACUAUUAUUUCUUUUUUUUUAACUGAGAGAUUUCAUGUACAUGAUUGGUAGUGAAUUUUUCUUUUCUUUUCUUUUUUGUUUCUAAUUGUUUCCAUCUUCUCUAUGAAUUUUAGCAUCAAAUUCGUA
Molecule: messenger RNA, 1802 nt
Organism: Durio zibethinus
Lineage: Eukaryota; Viridiplantae; Streptophyta; Magnoliopsida; Malvales; Malvaceae
Product: NAC domain-containing protein 87-like
Biological process (GO): regulation of DNA-templated transcription
Molecular function (GO): DNA binding
Source: RefSeq, a predicted model, not a curated record